CAUGCGUGGCGGAAUCUAAUGCAAACAAAAAUGUCAAAAAUUUAAAGAUAUACUUCAAUUUUCAGUAGAUUGUUUGAUAAAAAUCAUCAGGAUGGCUUCUGGUCAGUUGAGCGGACCACCAGCUGCACUUUUACUCCAGGGAAGCGACCAGAAUACAGUUGAGAGCCUCUCCGAAUAUUUCCGAUGUUUCAUUUGUAUGGAAAAGCUUCGAGAUGCAAGACUGUGUCCUCACUGUUCCAAACUUUGUUGUUACACUUGUAUCAGGAGAUGGUUGACAGAAACAAGAAUGCAGUGUCCACAUUGCAGAGCGCCGCUACAUAUAAAUGAGUUGGUGAAUUGCCGCUGGGCGGAGGAAGUUACACAGCAACUUGAUUUACUACAACAUACAGUGCCACCGAAGUCUGAUGGUGAAAUGGACCAAUGUCCAGAGCAUAAAGAGAAGAUAAGUGUGUAUUGUAUGACCUGUAAACAGUGUAUCUGUCAUCAAUGUGCAUUGUGGGGUGGAAAGCAUUCUGGACACACGUUCAAGCCUAUAGACAGUGAGUAUGAUGAACACUUGAGGAAAGUGAUGGAAGAACUGAGUUCACUGAGACGCAGAAAUAUAGAACUGAUCAGUCUUGUACAAGAUGUUGAGAGAAAUAUUGAAAGUGUUAAAACUGCCAAAGAUGAAAGAGUUCGGGAGAUCAGGAAUGCUGUGGAGUUGAUGAUAGCUAGGUUAGAGUCACAGCUCAAGAGUAAACUACUGACAUUGAUGGGUCAAAGAGGUCAGCUGACACAGGAAACAGAGUUGCUGGAUUCAUUAAUACAGAAAGUUGAGAACCAGGUUGCUCACAGUAGUAAGGCAGAACUUAUCUGUAGAAGUGAGGAGCUACUUGCCAUAUUUAAACAGAUGCACAGAAGACCUAUGGCAUCAUUUGUAACUGCUCCGGUACCCACAGAUUUUACGAGUGAGAUUGUACCACCAUAUGACAGCAGUACAUUUGUCAUGAACAACUUUGGGGCACUACAACAGAGGGCAGACCCUGUCUACAGUCAACCGCUACAAGUGAACGGACUCAGCUGGAGGUUAAAGGUUUAUCCUGAUGGUAAUGGUGUGGUGAGAGGGAACUAUCUGUCAGUAUUUCUAGAACUAUCAGCUGGACUGCCAGAAACUUCCAAGUAUGAAUACAGAGUAGAAAUGGUACAUCAAGCUUCUAGGGAUUCCAGUAAGAAUAUUGUACGUGAAUUUGCGUCGGACUUCGAGGUUGGAGAGUGCUGGGGUUACAACAGGUUUUUCCGGCUGGACCUCCUGGCAACAGAAGGCUAUCUCAACACAGAGACAGAUUCUCUCACUCUGAGGUUCCAGGUUCGACCACCAACAUUCUACCAGAAAUGUAGGGACCAGCAGUGGUAUAUACACCAGCUAGAAGCCACCAACAGUCAGUGUAUGGCACAGAAUAAUGAACUCAAGGAGAGGAUCACCCUAGAAAUUCUCCGAAACAAACAUUCCAGCAAGAAGGGAAGUUCUAGAGAUUCACCAAUACCUCUGGUUGAUGAUGGUGUUGUAGAUAAUUUAUAUUCCAAGUAUUCUCAAGGUGACCAGCCAGUUAAUGGAGGAGGUUCUGAGAUAGAGAUAGAACGUUCUGGCGGAGAGAGUGACAGUGACACUGAUACUACAGAUAGUAGUGAGGUAUUGAGUCAGGGAGAGUCACUGUCAGUGAGCCACAAUGAAGAUGAUCUUGAGUGUUUCUCACUUACAGAAGAAAAUGAUGUGGAUGAAGAAAAUAUGUGUUUGGACAAUGAUGUGGAGAACUCGUUGAGGGAAGACCACGAGAGUAACAACCUGGACAGAGAAACUUCCACGUCUAACUUACCUGUGUCGAGUGCCAUGAAUAUUCUGGAGCAGAAAUCAUCCAGGAGUGAUGACGAGACGAUGCUGUUACAGUUCUUACAGGACUCGGACAGUCAGUGGCCACGUAGAUCCCGACCAACACGCCAUACAACACUGUCUAGUGCAGAUUUGCUGCUGAACAUGGAUCUUGGAUUUUAUGUUCCAUGCCCACCAGGAUCCACAGCAACAUCAGUUGCCGCAGCAGCAGUGUCAGAAGCUACUGCAUGCCUUUUAUCACCCAAAUCAGAUAAAUCCAGCAGAUCAACUGAUGGUGACACAUCAAAAAAAUCUGAUAAAGUCUCUGGCUCAGCAUCAGCAGAAACCCUACAGGAUAUACAGGCAAGAUUUAACCGUUUAUCUGAGGCUGAUACAUUAGAACAUAUUCAGGCACGGUUCAAUGAGCUGGCAGCAACAACCUUCAGCACACUUGCUGCAGCUAAUGCUGCUGUUUCCAGUGAGAUAGAGGCCAGAGCUAGGGCAAACAUUGAGAAAAAUGAAAAGAAAUCAGCAGUAGACCACAGUCCUAAUGCCAAAUCUAAGGAUGAUUCUAGCUGUAAACCACAUAAAACAAAGGAUUCCAGUAAAUCUCCACGCAGAGCAUUCUCUGUGGGAACUCUGUCUGGUUUAGACAAGCACCUGAGUCUUCACUCAACUGACCUGUCCCUGGAAGAGGGACCGUUAUCUGACCUUGACCUGUCGUGUGGACCUCUACCAGACCUAACACUAGAGGGAGCCCGAGGGACAGAUGUACCCCAACACUUAGAAAUUCACAUCCCAACAAGUUUUCUCUCAGAUGACAACAAAUCUGUCGGCGAGAAAUCAGGCAAAGCAAGCAAAAGCAAGACAAAAUGGGGAGAGAGACCAAAGUCAGAGAAGGAUAAGGAGAAUUCUAAGACGAAGGAAGAACAGUGCGAGGAGCCCUCUAGUGGUGAUAAUUCAAGGGAAACAACUCCAAAAGGCAUAGAUGAUGAUGGAAGUAGUACAGGUGGCCCUCUGGUGGAGUUUACACAGACAGGGGCAAGUAAUUCAAGGGAUGAUGAAGAUGACACAUCUGUUGUUUGAAAUGUUACCAUGGCAACCAUUGCCAGGUGAAAUAUGGUAUUUGUGAUAGAAAUAGUUGCCAAAUUGGACAGUGACCUUCGAUUCCAUUGCUAUGCUUAUUGUGCUGCUAGCUUUGCUAGCUAUGGGAAAUUGUGGUAGAUUGUCAAGAAGCUGACUGUCACAGAUAGUGUUCCAGCGACACCAGAAAGACCUGUUUAGAAGAUCGCAGUGUUGAGAAACAGUAUUUUAUUUAUAACUGUAACAGAUACUUUCAGUUUUGUAUGCUUGUAAACUGUUGCUAUGGGGACACACUGUUGCUAUGGUGACACAUAGAAACUAGCAUUUACUGACAGACCUGCCAUAUUUAACUUUGUGUUGUGAUUACAGUGAGGCAUUAAACAUUAUAUUUGUUAUAUAAGGAGUUUAUUUCUGUUGCUGUUUUAGUCAGGGCCCUUUGCUUAUUGUGUUGAUAGGUAAAUGCUUAUUUUUAGGAGAUUUAGCAUUACCUUCACAGAAUCAAUGACAGUUACCUGUGUGUACAAGCAAGAUGUUGUUCUGUGUAAGGUCAUGAUAGCAGACUUGUCAAAGUUUUGUUUAUUUACAAUGCAAGAAAUAAGCAAGCAGUACUUCAGACACAAAAGCUUUUUUUCAUGUCAUAUAUAUUUUUGUGAUUUUGGUUUUCAAAGAUUAAGAAAUCUCAGAAUUUUGUGGUAACAUUUCCUUACAUGAAAUAUACUGGUGUAUAAACGUUAUUGUUUCUCGGAUAGAUAGCAGUCUGCUCAAUGGGAGCAAUACUCGUAAAUGAUUAACCAGAUGUUCACUAUCUGUACAUCAAACUUUGCCAUUUUGCCAUAUCAGAGAUUUAUUUUGCAGUAUUGUGUUUCAAUAUGUUGCAUUCAGUGAUAUGUAUAAAUAUUUGUUUCAUCAUGGACUUGAGCUCGAAUUCAUCAACUAAACAUUUGGACUUCAACUUUAAAAUGUUAAAUUUUCUUUUUGUUCUCUCAUUGUAUUGUAAUGGAACUUUACAUGAAUGUGUAAUCUGUACCUACAGACAGCUCAGUUUGAUCAGUACAGGUACACUAGAAACAAAGUUAUGGUUAACUGAAUAUUUAGCAUCUCUAAAGUCCCAAGUUUCAGAUGUUAAUUGUUGAUGAAUACGGACCCAGGUUGUAUUCAUGUGUGUUUUUGUAUGUUGUGCUAUUUUCUCACCUGUGAUAUUGUUUCAUUUUCACCCAUUUGUUUACCUGCUACCAUAGAGGCUUGAAGAUUCCAAACUUAACAUUUCACUAUACUCUAGGUUAUAACAUACUGUACUGAAAGUUAACUACAUUUUGUGGCUGUUUUUGUUUUUUGAUAGGCUGCAGACUUUUGUUAUUAAAACUCUUUGGAUUGAUAGAAAACACAAUGGUGGUUGAUAUUCACUUGUUAUUACAAAUUCCAGAAUGUGGGAGUGAUAGCCUGCUGGCGGCAAGUGAUUCUGCCUAUGCGACCAGUGCAAACCAAGGUCAGCCUGUACAUCUGUGCAGUCUGAUCAUGAUCUGCACUAUUUGCCAUUCAGUCAAUGUUUUGAUAUGCAUUCCUUUUAAUAGUUAAUGGCAGUGUCCAAAAUAGAAAAAAUAGACAAAUUCAUUAUAGAAAUUCAGCAGGGUUAAACCAUCUCACAAAUAUUUUCCUGACUACUGUAUUUAAUUGUGAGAAAAUGGAAUACAAAAAUGUCUGUAUAGUAACACUAAUUGCUUGGGAGAUGGAAAAAGCUAGUUUGGGUAUACUUUAUUCUAUCAAAGCUCUUGAAUUAGUAGAAAAAAAGAACUUCAUUUUUGUCCAUUUUUGUUUAGAAAAAUAGUUUGAAUGCUUUUGUUGGUCCAUUCAAUGAAGAUUCAUCAAGCAUGUAGAAAGAAAAUUACAGAUAUUGUAACUUGUAAUCCCCUGUGGAAUCAGUACAUGGUGUGUCUUCAAACCCCUGUGGAAUCAGUACAUUGUGUGUCUUCAAACCCCUGUGGUAUCAGUACAUUGUGUAAGUGUGUACUCAGUUGUGAUCUGUUGCAUUGUGAUAGUAAUAAUUAUUGUAAAAUUGAAUAAUUAUGUUUAACUUUGAAAUUUUUCAUUAUCUUACUUUGAAAUACGAGAGUAGUAUUAGUUGAAAAUGAAUUCUAAACUUCAUUCAUAAUUAAUUGUAGUAUAUUGCAUUAACUGUAUAAAAGUUUUUCUGCCAUUUAACCUUCAAAAUGCCCUCCUGCUUGGGUUAAUUUUUUUUUACCAAGAGGGGAUGGGGCCCAGGUCUGUGAUUUGGGGGGAAAAUAGGCCGGUAUCUGGGCAAAGGGGAAUAAAAAACCUGAUGUAAAGUCAAUUUUUUUGGGAAAACUGAAUGAUUUAAAAGAAAUUUUCUGAAGGCAAGGGGUCUGUUAACAGCCCCUAUUAUAGAAGGGAAAAAAAACCUGCCACUUACCUCAAUAGGUAGUAUAUAUCUAUGAAUCUUUGGGUUGCAAGUUUUAUCACCAGGCAAGGCAUUUGCUGCUGUUUGUGAUGAUUUGUUACUGGAACGCGUGUCUAAAAUCAAUCCUCUCCACCUCUGAUUCAUGUGGAGUAGUUUUCAGUUAUAUGCUGAGAACAGGUUUGUACUGGUACAGAAUCCAGAAACACUGGUUCGGUUAAUUGCCUCCUGUCACACGACUGAGAUACUGUUAAAAAUGGCACUAAACCUAAAAUCUAACCUUUAAGAAGCUAUCCGCUUGAUUUUGACCAGAAAAAUUUCCUUCUGAAAAUUAUUUAAUACAAAAUACUUGAAUAAAGUUUUUUUUUUUUUUUUUUUUUUUCAGUUUCUUUUUCGUAAAAUCUGUAUGGACGGAUAUUGAAAUAACAGUAAAUGCAUCAUCUCAUUGGAAUAACUAUGUUGCGCUAAAUAAAAGAUUAAAUUAUAAAUGAAGA
Molecule: messenger RNA, 5836 nt
Organism: Mercenaria mercenaria
Lineage: Eukaryota; Metazoa; Mollusca; Bivalvia; Venerida; Veneridae
Product: E3 ubiquitin-protein ligase TRIM37-like
Exons: 23
Coding region: 92-2932 (946 amino acids)
Biological process (GO): protein autoubiquitination; negative regulation of centriole replication
Cellular component (GO): aggresome; peroxisome
Molecular function (GO): zinc ion binding; ubiquitin protein ligase binding; ubiquitin protein ligase activity
Source: RefSeq, a predicted model, not a curated record